AAUCAGUCCUCCUCAUCUGGAGGAAGCUCAUGGGUGAAGCUGAAUCUCUCUACUCCCUUUAGACAUAAAACUACCAUCUGACAGGUUUCAGCUAUUUUGGCAGGAAAUACGAUUCAUUUUUUCAUUCUAGGCAUGCAGUUAGGUGUGAAUUAUGAACCCUUAUGUAAGUUUUUCUAUUUGCUAAGAUUACUGCUUUUUCUCCUUUAAAAAAAUCUAAUUUGUCAAUCAGCUCAUGUCUCACCUGGAGAAGGAAGGUAACCCUCUUCUAACAAAAGCAAUUCUUUUAAGAUACAUGACCAAAACAAGAAUAUAAAGCAUACUCCUGUGGCACCCUGCAGUACUUGGGGUUCUGUUAGGUUGCCUGGAGCCUCCCACCAGAGAUAUAAAAGUAUUCCAGUGUGAGCUUUAGAAUUCUGUUCCACUGAGCCAUCUGUCUUGUGCUCUGGAAGCCAUGCCCAGCUCUUCAUCCCCACUGCUUUUUAUGUCCUUUAUCUGCGAUGACUUUAUUGGACAUCAGCACUACAGUGUCAGCGCGCGUGGCUUGGGAGCAGAGAGCUGGCUGAGACAGGGUAAUGGUUUAAGAUCAGACAGCACAUCCACCUCGUGCCAAAGGUGAAUUGAUGGAAUUGUUUUGUUACACCAAGCACGGUAGAUAGCUCAUCGUUCAUGUCUGUCACUGCUCCGCUGGCAAAAGCCACGGGCUGCUGACUUUGCAUUGCUCCCAGGUUUCUGAGAGAUCACGUUGUAGCUCUACUUGACCUAUAGAUUAUAGAUACAGUUUGGAAAAAAAAAAUCUUAACUCUUUCAAAUGUUUAUUCCUAUGUUUUAAACAUCAUCCUAAUGUGUCAUAAUUACAUUUCAUUUUGAUAUUAGCAGUCACUGACAGGAAUAGCUAACGUCUUCCCUUCUAGAUCAGAGGAAGUGUAUGUCUCACUUUCAUGUCCUUUUACAGAUGUUAGAAGUGAUCAGUUCUCAGAAGCUCUAUUCUUCCUGAAGAGCUGUACCUGCUUCAUUUUGAAUUCCACUCAUUCCAAAUUGAUCCAUACUUCAGCUGGAACUCACUGGGUUGUCAGUCUAACAGUGUAAGAGCUAGAAUAGGAGCGUAAGAGGCUAUUGCCUUUCACAGUCUGCUGUUUAAGGCUAGGUGAAUAUAUAGGAAAAAUUAUAUAUUGGUGGGGACAGCAGGGAGUGGGGAUCCCUUAAAUAAAGGCAAAUGUGUGGUUUCACAUGAUAGAUGAGCUGCUGGGAUCUCAACGCCACUUUUAUUCUGUCAGUUACCCAUAGCUCAGCACCAGCCCCAAAACACAAGCCCUGAGUGCCAGCUCUGGGAUUUGCCACACCAUUUGUAGCCUCACUUUAUCUGCUCCCAGGCUGCAGGUCAGAAGACGGCAUUCACAGGAUAAUUCUCUCUGAGGUCAAGAGUUCGAACUCCUACACAAUUGUUUUAAUUACCAGCCACUGUUUCAUAGGUGCAGUUUCUGUCAGGAGCACGACACAUCUUCUAACCAGCAGACAGUGCUGCGGUUGUCCUAAACCACCUGCCAUGUGGAGCUCUGUUUGCAGACCCCCCUCUGCCUUCCGCUCUUGCCCUGGGUCUGCGUUCGGGUGUCCUAUUUUCAGUGUUUUACCCCUUCUCUCGUAGCCCUUAUCGAUAAGCUCCUACACGGUUUAUCAGGCCUCCAACCUCACGCUUAUCUUUCAGCGUGCCUCACUGGACGGACACCACACGCUCUGUCCCACAGCAGACUCUUCAGAGCCUCAUUAACCACCCCCCCAGACCCCUCCCAUCACCGACCAACCCCUCAGGGCACCCCUAGGCACCCACCCCACCCCGGGGCAGGGGGCGGCGGCGCGGGCAGCCCGGUGCCGCCCCACACUUUGGACCCUCCUCGCUUCCCGUCCGCCUGCGGGCAGCGAGCGGCGGCGAGCCGCAGCCUCUCCCGGAGGAGGCGGUGUGGGACGGCGAGCGGCGAGGCAGGCAGGCAGGCGGCUCCCUCCUCCUCCUCCUCCUCCUCCUCCCCCUCCUCCUCCCCCUCCUCCCCCUAAGAUGGCGGCAGACCCCGCGGAGCGCUUCUGCGUGGCCGAGGAGCGGAGCGGCCACUGCGCUGUGGUGGACGGGAACUUUCUCUACGUCUGGGGGGGAUACGUGUCAAUUGAAGAAAAUGAAGUGUAUUUGCCUAAUGAUGAGCUCUGGAUCUAUGAAAUGGAUAGUGGGUUAUGGACAAUGCACCUAAUGGAAGGAGAGCUACCUACCUCCAUGUCAGGAAGCUGUGGAGCAAGCAUUAACGGGAAGCUGUACAUUUUUGGUGGAUUUGAUGAUAAAGGAUAUAGUAAUCGGCUGUAUUAUGUUAAUUUGCGAACAAGAAAUGGAACCUAUAGGUGGAAAAAAAUCACAAAUUUUAAAGGCCAACCUCCUACACACGUGACAAGCUUCUGCUGGGUGUAUAAGGACAGGCUGCUUUGGGCUAAUAUAUUUGGUGGCUAUGGCUGUAGGAAGCAUAAUGGCUGAGUGAUUUGUUUUGAUGUCCACGAUGCGUUUUGGGAAGGACAGAUAUUCUGGGGAUGGCAUAAUGAUGUUCACGUUUUUGAUACAAACACACAAACUUGGUCUCAACCAGCAAUUCGAGGUGGAGAUCCGCCUCAGCCUCGAGCAGCUCAUACAUGUGCAGUGCUGGGAAAUAAAGGUUACAUCUUCGGAGGACGAGUGCUGCAAACUAGAAUGAACGAUUUGCACUGCCUGAAUUUAGACACGUGGACUUGGUCUGGAAGAAUUAAUAUCAGUGGAGAGAAACCAAAAGAUCGAUCAUGGCACACGUUGACUCCAAUAGGAUGAAGACUCUUUCUUUUUGGUGGACUGAGUUCUGAUAAUGUUCCUUUAAGUGAUGGCUGGAUUCACAGUAUUACAACAAACGGAUGGAAACAACUUACCCAUUUGCCAAAGAGUAGGCCUAGAUUGUGGCAUACAGCCUGCCUUGGAAAAGAAGGAGAAGUGAUGGUGUUUGGUGGAAGCAAAGACGACUUGCAUUUGAUGGACACGGGUCAUUGCAGUGACUUGUUGAUAUUUCAGACUCAACCUUACUCGCUUCUCAGGUUGUGUCUUGACUGCAUUGGUAAAAACGCAGCCCUCUUAAAAAAUCAAAUACCUUGCUUGCCAUCCAAACUUCUGCAGCAGGUGCUGAAAAAAAUAACUUUCUGGGCUGCAGUUAACCACCGGCAAGAGAAAAAAGCUGAAACUGAACGACAAUGUCAACUAAACACCACAUGAACAAUGGCAACGAAACUGUUGAACACUGGUUUAUUUACACUGUACAGCAAAGUCUUUUGUUAGUGAACUUUACUAAUGCUACAGAGCAACAGUAUGUUAAGCUGAGUUUCUAAGUGAAGUUUGAGAACAAAGAAAUCCUUUUUAUGGAAGUCUUUUGUUUUCUGCAUUAUAGGAAACUGAGAAAACUUGAUUUGUAUAUAUUGUUAACUUCUGCUGUUGUGGUCUUAAUGAGACAGUCCAUACAACUUGUUCUUUUUGAAGGUGACAUGCCAUAAAAAUGUUCUCAGUUGACCAAAAUGUGGCUUAAGUCUAAAAACUUACUAGAGCCUUAUCACAUCAGCCUUUCUGAAAGAAAUUAGUUUAACACCAUCUUUGGAAGACUCACACUUGUCCAUCCUGAAGAAGGUAACUGAUCUGUUAACACCACCAAAUCUUAUUAUUUGAUUUCACUGACCUCUGUCAUCUGAGUACAUAGUCAAAUGACAGAGCUGAACAUUGUACCCAACGUAUGAAAGUUGAUAAGCUGACUGUGGGACUUGAAGAGCACUGUAAUGAGCAGCAUUACAGUUUGCAUAGGAAAGCUCACAUGCUGCUCAUAAUGUGGUUUUACUAAGUUUCUGUAAUCAACGAGUCCUUUUUGAAAUAGGUUGUAUAUUGUAUUUUGGAUGUGUAAAGUUUAUAUUUAAUUAUUGUUUAAAAAAAUGCUUAUUUAUUGUUUAAAGAAGAGCAUAUGUAGUACUUGCUAUUUUUCUGUUUCAAAUACCCAGUUAACAGGAGCACAGUCAUUAAAAUUUUAUAGAGUUGGAGACCA
Messenger RNA from Cygnus olor (mute swan), 4076 nucleotides. It is a transcript of the gene KLHDC1, whose product is annotated as kelch domain containing 1. The record is from RefSeq and is a predicted model, not a curated record. Gene Ontology annotation, molecular function: protein binding. Lineage: Eukaryota; Metazoa; Chordata; Aves; Anseriformes; Anatidae.